This is a messenger RNA of Botrytis porri, 1947 nucleotides long. RefSeq lists its product as uncharacterized. The transcript is spliced from 2 exons. The record is from RefSeq and is a predicted model, not a curated record. NCBI's taxonomy places the organism in Eukaryota, Fungi, Ascomycota, Leotiomycetes, Helotiales, Sclerotiniaceae. Bases 1 to 1947 code for a protein of 648 amino acids.
AUGGAUAUCACACUCUCCAAAUCUUGGUAUAAUGGUCGCACUCUUCCCUCUGAAAACUCCACCAAGAGUCGCAAACCCCAAAGCAACUUGAGAGAAGGAAUAUGGUCAAGUACUUCAUCCAAAGCUAGUGAUACCACAAUCAUCGCGAGAGAAAAUCCUGCUCCUUCUCGUGUCUCAAUCAAUCAUGUUCAACGUCUCGAGGGCCUCGCAAUCCAAGCAGAGCAUGAUCGAGAUGAAGAAAAUGAGUUCGACAUCAACAGCCAAAAUCUAGGUCAAACUUUCCCGAGGACGAUGACUCUUGAUGACUCUAUCAAGAAUUCUCCUCCAAAGCGCUCCCGCUGGCACGAGAUGUUUGAGUCUCGACACCGAAUAACAGCUCUAGAUGAUGCUGCCACCGAUGCUAAUCGAAAGAAAUCUCCAUUGAGUCUAUUCGGAAGUGCCUUGCCCAAAUGGUCACCGGCAAAUGGCGCUUCUAGUCAGAAGAUGGGCUCUAAUAAUGCUCCGGGUCCAACAUCAACACCGGGUAAGACCCCUAGUUCAAAUGACACCAGAUUGUUCAGAGCAUUUCUGAGUCGUGGUGAUGGAGCAGUACCUCUCUUCAUCUCGCCCACAGGUACCCAACAGCAAUUCUUUCCGCUCUCUUCGCGCUCAUCCCACAAUGUUUCUGCGGUCAUCCCAUCCGACACUGCCUGUGAGGGCAUGAACGCUGCCGGUUUUGUCUAUACAGCUCAACCAGCUCAGCAACUCCAGCCAGCUCAGCUAGUUCAGCCAGCUCAACCACUUCAGCUAGUUCAACCAGCUCCGCAGCAUCUGAGGACUGUUCGAUCGAUAAAUAGUUCUAGAAGUAUCAAUUCGAAGUCAUCUGCCCAAACGAGAACUAAUACUAGUUUCUCUACGACUCCUGGUGCUGAUGUUUGGACCCUGGCAGACCGCAGCUUUGACAAUUCUGCCUCUCAAUACACAAGUCACACUCGGAUGACAUCUGCAUCCGGAAGUUUUGUCGACAAGAGUCAACACACUCGGAUGUCUUCUGCUUCAACAGGUUUUGAUAACUUCUCAUACCAGCCCGCCAUUUUUGAGGAUGAAAAGAUGGCGAUAGGCUCCGUGGUUGACUCACAAUCUGACUUCAACAACUUUAGUCAAGUCGCUCCAGAGGUCCUUCCAGUUUCCAUGAACUACUUUAAUCAAAGUGUGACUGCUGAGCCAACACCUACAUUUGCCCCUCAGGCUCCACCAAUGAUUAUGGAUAGCAUCGUUAUGCCACAAGUUGCAAUUCCGGAUCUCUCUCAUUUGGUGAAGAAUUUCCGACCAACUAAUAUGCUUCUCCGAGAGCAAGGUAUGAUUCCUGACCUCUCUCGUCAUGAUACCAACUACGAGGGUGACGAGAAUCAUCCUGAUUUACUCGAUCUUCCAGAACACGUUAAUUGUUGCAUGUGGAUCAUCAACAUUCCAGAAGAAGAUGGAUAUGCUGAGUUCAUGCAAAUUCUUGAUUGUGGUGCCGUUGCCGCGCUUUCAAUGGUCAGACCUCAAAAUGGCCACACUACACAAGCCGCCAAGGCAACAUUCAAGACCAACGCUGGUGGUUCCGAGCUUUACCGCCGUGCUCGUAACAAGAGUGGUCUUCGCAUUCGCGGCCGUAAGAUCAAGGUCUGGUACAAUGACUACGGUGCGUAUGAAUGGAAGGGCCCUGAGACUCGCUUCCUGGAGAUUGAAGCACCUAAGGUACUUGACGAGACUUUCUGGCAUGGCUACUUCGGAAGUUGGUGCAAGUACAUCAUCGUUUCUGUCACUCCACUUCCAUGUAGGAAGUAUGGCUUUGCAUGCACAAGAUUUGAAUUCGUUCGAAUUGCUGGACAAGCACAGACUUGCUAUCAGGCAAUUCAGAAGGACAUGACAUUCCUCGGACAGGUCAAUGUCCGAUACGGAAUUGACCCUAAUGAGGUCUGA